Fukomys damarensis (Damara mole-rat) is the source of this 1281-nucleotide messenger RNA. It is a transcript of the gene Snf8, whose product is annotated as SNF8 subunit of ESCRT-II. Gene Ontology annotation, cellular component: ESCRT II complex. The transcript is spliced from 9 exons. Lineage: Eukaryota; Metazoa; Chordata; Mammalia; Rodentia; Bathyergidae. Bases 1 to 819 code for a protein of 272 amino acids. The record is from RefSeq and is a predicted model, not a curated record. Gene Ontology annotation, biological process: protein transport to vacuole involved in ubiquitin-dependent protein catabolic process via the multivesicular body sorting pathway.
AUGGGCAGCCGGCCGGUUCUAGGUGAUAGCGGAGCAUCGGUCGACCCGACCGAGCACCGGGGGUCUCAGGAGGACCUGGCCCAAAGCACCACAGCGGCGAGGAAGAAGCUUGCCGAGGCCAAGUACAAGGAGCGGGGCACCGUCCUGGCCGAGGACCAGCUGAGCCAGAUGUCGAAGCAGCUGGACAUGUUCAAGACCAACCUGGAGGAGUUCGCCAGCAAGCACAAGCAGGAGAUCCGGAAGAGCCCCGAGUUCCGCGUGCAGUUCCAGGACAUGUGUGCGACCAUCGGGGUGGACCCCCUGGCCUCUGGAAAAGGCUUUUGGUCAGAGAUGCUGGGCGUGGGCGACUUCUACUACGAGCUGGGCGUGCAGGUGAUCGAGGUGUGCCUGGCGCUGAAGCAUCGCAAUGGAGGUCUCAUAAUGCUGGAGGAGCUACACCAGCAGGUGUUAAAGGGAAGGGGCAAGUUCGCACAGGACGUCAGCCAAGACGACCUGCUCAGAGCCAUCAAGAAGCUCAAGGUGCUGGGCUCCGGCUUCGGCAUCAUCCCGGUGGGCGGCACCUACCUCAUCCAGUCCGUGCCGGCGGAGCUCAACAUGGACCACACUGUGGUGCUGCAGCUGGCCGAGAAAAACGGGUACGUGACGGUCAGCGAGAUCCGGGCCAGCUGUGCCCGUCCCCAGGAGCACCUGCUCAAGGAGGGCCUGGCCUGGCUGGACCUGCAGGCCGCGGGCGAGGCGCGCUACUGGCUGCCUGCGCUCUUCGCUGACCUCUACUCGCAGGAGAUCACGGCCGAGGAGGUCCGCGAGGCGCUGCCCUGAUCCCGCAGGGCCACGGUGCACGGUGGCACGGACCUGGACAAUCUUGUUUCUGGGAAAUAAAGGGCCAAGUUUUUUGUGCUCCCAUUUUUAUUUUUUAAAAGUGCCUUCCAGGUGGCGGCAUGGUGGGGAAAACCUGAAGGCAGAGGGACGGAGGGCAGCUGUCCCUGCCCCAGGGCCUGGCCUGGGGCUGUCAGGGGUCCUGCAGCGGGGCCCAGGGCAGGAGGGAGCGUGGCUGCUGCUCCCGGACCCCUCCUCACUUGUCGCUCCUCCCCCAGUGGCUCAGCAGGUGUCUGUCUCGCCUUGGCCUCCAGUGAGGAACCCCCCGGGCGGCGGACAGGGCGCCCCCAAUCCAGCUGGGUGGGGUGCAACAGGCAGCCCCCCUCCCGCACCCACAGGCGCUUCCUCCUUCUGCCAAAACAAACUUUAUUGCACCAAAAAGAAAAAAAAACUUCGUUUAUAUAC